ACCGCCCUGCAGGUCGCAGCUGUAAAUUUGUAAGCUGAAAAAUUCUACGGACUAAGAUGGCCUGUGUUAACAAAUUGGCAAUUUUGAGCCGCACUCUCAGCUCCGCUGCCCAGCAGACGGUGAAACCACCAGUUCAGGUCUUUGGACUCGAGGGUCGAUAUGCCACCGCCUUGUAUUCGGCUGCUUCCAAAUUGAGCCAGCUGGAUCAAGUGGAGAAGGAUUUGACUGCUCUACAGGCCACCAUUAGGAGUGAUAAGAAGCUGCGCGAAUAUGUGACAAGCCCAAUUAUCAACAAAAAGGUCAUGGCCACAGCUCUAAAGGAGGCAUCGACUAAGCUGAAUUUUGCCCCAGCCACAGCCAAUCUUUUGGGUCUGUUGGCCGAUAAUGGUCGCUUGAAGAAGCUGGAUACCGUUAUCAAUGCCUACAAGACCAUCAUGGCUGCCCAUCGUGGUGAGGUUGUCUGCGAGGUUGUCACUGCCAAGCCUCUGGAUGCCUCCCAGAGCAAACAACUGGAGGGUGCUCUUAAGUCCUUCCUUAAGGGCAACGAAUCGUUGAAGAUCACCUCUCGAGUGGAUCCCAGCAUCAUUGGUGGUUUGAUUGUUUCCAUUGGCGAUAAAUAUGUUGACAUGAGCAUUGCCAGCAAAGUGAAGCUGUACACAGAUGUUAUUCAAUCUGCUGCCUAAAAUGGUUAAGAUCUAGAAAAAGAACAACAGUUUUUGAAACAUUAUCUUGCGAUAGCGAAUAAACUACCAACAACUCCA
Molecule: messenger RNA, 761 nt
Organism: Drosophila willistoni
Lineage: Eukaryota; Metazoa; Arthropoda; Insecta; Diptera; Drosophilidae
Gene: ATPsynO
Product: ATP synthase subunit O, mitochondrial
Exons: 3
Coding region: 57-683 (208 amino acids)
Biological process (GO): proton motive force-driven mitochondrial ATP synthesis
Molecular function (GO): proton-transporting ATP synthase activity, rotational mechanism
Source: RefSeq, a predicted model, not a curated record